AUGCGGAAACUCUGCGAAAUUGCGGGUCUAAUAAAAAAAUCCACAGCGGCCAGCGGGCCAGCUGGUGAUGAGUGGGGUGUUGGUGAAUGCAGGCAUCUUGAUGAGGGCGGUUUCCUGUACGAAUGCUUCUGCUCCUUCUGCGUGCCGACACCGACACCUUUUCUUAAACGAAAGCAGCUGCUGAUUGCCACAACAAAGGCUGGCGCUACAGCGGCAACAACAAAAGCUGCUGCUGCGACGACGAAAGCUGUCGUGACAGUUAAGUUGGAUCCGUUGCAACAAGACUUUUAUGUGACAACCCCGCGCUGCAUCCGCACCCAGAACUUCCACAGCGCUGACCCCGUAGCCUGC
This is a messenger RNA of Mesorhabditis spiculigera, 351 nucleotides long. The record is from the annotation of a GenBank genome assembly. Lineage: Eukaryota; Metazoa; Nematoda; Chromadorea; Rhabditida; Rhabditidae.